AUGGCCUCACCUACGACUACCGAACUCCCUUCAAGGGCCACAACUGGUUUCAGCACCCAGAGCGAAGAUGCUAUCCCUGAAGUCGACCCCUCAAGCACUGCUGGUUUGCUCGCCGAGCGACUCCAGGCAUGGAAGCAUGCUGUCGGUUAUAUUGAGGAAUAUAUGAAGGCUAUGGAGAGAAUCCAUGGCCACCACGCCAAGGAGUAUGAGAAGGCGCUCAAGGCUAUCAACAACCCUCUGAAGGAAGGCCACCAUUUCGACCAGAGCCUUGGCGGUGUUGCUGGUUUCUUCGAGAACAUGCGCUCCAACACCCAAUCCCUUAUCAAUACCAAUAUCGAGACCGAAAAGAGCAUCAAGGGCUCCGUCCUUCCCGUCCUCGAGCGUCUGCACAAGGAGAUCAAGCACAAGGCUAAAGAACUCGCCCACGGUGCCGAGAAGGGAGCCAAGGAGGUCGACAAGGCCCGUAACACCACUCAGAAGCAGAUCGAGCUGCUUGGCCAACACUCUGCCUCUUUCGACUCGGCCGGAGGUCAUCUUAACAGUCACGAUGAUCCCUACGUUGUGCACCGCGGUGUCCUGCAUCGCCUGAACAGCCAAGUCAUUGCCGAGAACAACCACCGAAAUGACCUGAUUGCUGUUCAGAACAACUUCCACGCCUUUGAGGCUCAUGUCAUCGAGGUUGUUCAGCAAGCCAUGGAGGCUUUCACCCAGCUUGCUGGUGGCCAGGCUGACAAGACACGAGCUCUCUACAACGACCAGCUGUCAGUGAUCCAGCGCGUUGCCCCCGACUUCGAAUGGAACGCCUUUAAGGCUCGCAGCGGCGACCGUCUCGUCGACCCCAACGAGCCAGCGCGUUCUGUUGAUGCCAUCCAAUUCCCCAACAUGGACCACCCUGCUACCAGGGCUCUGAUCGAGGGUUCUCUGGAGCGCAAGUCGCGUAACAAGCUGUCUUGGGGAUACUCGACUGGCUACUACGUGGUUACUCCCUCCAAGUACCUCCAUGAGUUUAAGGACUCGGAUAACAACCGCCAGGACCCUAAGCCUGAACUCUCUGUCUACCUUCCCGAUGCCGUCAUCGGAACUGUCCAGGGUGAGAAGUUCAGCGUCAAGGGCAAGGACAAGGCCAAGACCAUGAGCAGCAAGUUCACUGGUUCCACUGAACUCAACUUCAAGGCGCACACAGCUGCCGACGCCCAGAAGUGGUUCCAGAUUCUCUCCGAGUGCGGCAAGACCACGGCUCCUCUUAGCACAGGAUCCAGCCCUGCCGGCUCUGCGCCUACAUCACCUAACCCUCAGGUUACCGCCGACCCUCUGGACUCCAAGGUUCAGUCCCCUAUCUCUCCUGCCAACGAGCCAGGUGCUCAAGAGGCCGGUGUUGUAGGUGGUGAGGCUCCUGCCGCAGCACCUGUCGCAACACCCGCGGCGGCUGAGAAGAAGGAGACCGCUGCCUAA
This is a messenger RNA of Fusarium coffeatum, 1452 nucleotides long. RefSeq lists its product as uncharacterized. The record is from RefSeq and is a predicted model, not a curated record. The transcript has 3 exons. NCBI's taxonomy places the organism in Eukaryota, Fungi, Ascomycota, Sordariomycetes, Hypocreales, Nectriaceae. The coding region runs from base 1 to 1452 and encodes 483 amino acids.